UGGCUGCAACCUGACCUCCACACACAGUUGACUGGCCGAGCUCUGACUCUGAGCUUAGCAUGGCCAUGGAAGCGGCGCUCGUCAGCGUGGCGACGGGCGCCCUCAAACCCGUCCUGGGCAAGCUGGCCCUUCUGCUAGGCAAUGAGUACAGGACGUUCAAGGCUGUGCGCAAGGAGAUCAAGUCACUCACUCAUGAGCUCGCUGCCAUGGAUGCUUUUCUCACGAAGAUGUCCGAGGUGGAGGAUCCCGAUGUGCAGGAUAAAGUUUGGAUGAACGAGGUGCGGGAGCUGUCCUAUGAUAUCGAGGAUGCCAUCGACGACUUCAUGCAAAGCAUCGGUGACAAAGACGAAAAGCCAGAUGAUUUCAUUGAGAAGAUCAAGAACUCACUAGAGAAGUUGGGGAAGAUGAAGGCUCGUCGUCGGAUCAGCACGGAGAUCCAAGAUCUGAAGAAACAAAUCAUUGAGGUGGGCGACAGGAAUGCAAGGUACAAGGGUCGCGAGGCCUUUUCCAAGACUUCCAAUGCGACCGUUGACCCUAGAGCUCUUGCUAUCUUUGAGCAUGCAUCAAAACUCGUCGGAAUCGAUGAACCCAAGGCUGAGUUAAUCAAAUUGUUAAUAGAUGAUGGGUUUGGCUCAACACAGCAACAACCAAAGAUAGUCUCCAUCGUUGGAUCCGGAGGAAUGGGCAAAACAACUCUUGCAAACCAAGUGUAUCAAGAGAUCAAAGGGCAGUUCGAGUGUCAGGCCUUCUUAUCCGUGUCGCGAAGCCCAAACAUGAUGAAUGUCUUGAGGACUAUUCUUAGUGAAGUUAGCGGUCAAGGUUAUUCUAACACGGAAGCAGGGAGUGAACAAAUACUUAUUAACAAGAUCAAUGACUUCCUACUAGAUAAAAGGUACAUGCUAUCUUUAUCUUUUCUUUCCGUUUCUACUUCUCAUCUUUGA
Triticum dicoccoides is the source of this 941-nucleotide messenger RNA. Its product is annotated as disease resistance protein Pik-1-like. The transcript has a single exon. NCBI's taxonomy places the organism in Eukaryota, Viridiplantae, Streptophyta, Magnoliopsida, Poales, Poaceae. Gene Ontology annotation, molecular function: ADP binding. The coding region runs from base 60 to 941 and encodes 293 amino acids. The record is from RefSeq and is a predicted model, not a curated record.